Messenger RNA from Cavenderia fasciculata, 1338 nucleotides. RefSeq lists its product as uncharacterized. Bases 1 to 1338 code for a protein of 445 amino acids. The transcript is spliced from 3 exons. Gene Ontology annotation, molecular function: protein binding. Gene Ontology annotation, cellular component: cytoplasm. Lineage: Eukaryota; Evosea; Eumycetozoa; Acytosteliales; Cavenderiaceae. Gene Ontology annotation, biological process: cell surface receptor signaling pathway; cytoskeleton organization. The record is from RefSeq and is a predicted model, not a curated record.
AUGUCUCAGCAACAACAAAAAGAAAUAAUAAUGACAGAUUUACCAUCAUCAAGUAGUAGUUCAUUACUUGAUGAUGAUGAAGAAGGUGAUAUUUCAAAUACGACAGCACAUUACUAUGGACAAUUUAAACCAAUGUUGGAUAUACCUACAAUGUGGAGUAAAGAGAAUAAGAAUAGUUGUCUUGAAGUAUCAAAUAGACAUUUACGCGUCACCUAUAAACAAACUAAAGAGGUAUCAGACGCUGCUCUCAUCAAGGCCAAUCAUCAUAUACCACCAGCAUGUGGUAUCUAUUACUUUGAGAUUACUGUCAUUAGUAAAGGAAGAGAUGGUUAUAUAGGUAUAGGUUUAUGUACAAAUUCAAUGGCUCAUUCAAAAUUACCUGGUUGGGAAAGAAAUAGUUAUGGAUAUCAUGGUGAUGAUGGAAAUUUAUUUAAAUGUUCAGGAACUGGUAAACAUUAUGGUCCUACCUAUACAACUGGUGAUACGGUUGGAUGUUGUAUAAAUUUUGUAAAUAAUACUCUAUUCUUCACAAAGAAUGGUGUACCAUUGGGUGAAGCAGCCAAUGAUAUAAAGGGAUUGACAUUGUAUCCAUGCGUCGGAUUACGUACGCCACAGGAAUCGGUGGAAGCCAACUUUGGAGAAAAAAAGUUCCAAUUUGAAAUUAGUCAAUACUUUAAAGAAGAAAAACAGAAAUCUUUCAAAUCGAUUCAAUCCAUACCAACCACCAACGAAGAAUUAAUAUCUACUCAACUUGUACUUGGUUAUCUCAUUCAUCAUGGUUAUCCUGAAACUGUUAAAUUAUUUGCAAGUGCAACUGGAAUUGUUGAUGAUACUUUAAAUUCUCAAUUAGAUUAUAUUAAAAAUAGACAAACAAUAUUGGAUUUAUUAUUAAAUGGUGAAAUUGAAAAAGUGAUAAUUGAAUUGAAUCGAUUGUAUCCAGAUUUUUUACAAAAGAGAAAAGAUAUAUUGUUCAAGUUACAGUGUCAGAAAUUUAUAGAAAUGAUUAAACAUUCACCGAUUGAAGAUACUAUGGCAUUUGGUACAAAAGAGUUGUAUAGUUUUCUACCAGAGUAUGAAAAUAGUUUACAUGAAAUUUUUUCAUUGAUUGCCUAUCAGGAUCCUUUCAAAAGCCCGGUUGCUCAUCUCUUGGACAAAGAGAGAAGAGAACCCAUUGCCAAGGACCUCAAUUGCGCCCUCUUGGUGUAUAGCAACAAACCUUCCACACCCAUCCUAGAAAGAGUCGUUCGUCAAACUAAAGUUGUUAUGGACGAAUCUGUCAAAAAGAAUGCUUGUCCUUCAUCAAUCUUUAUGAAUGUAAAUGAAUUUCUUCAAGAAUAA